UCGCUGCCUGGAGGUCGUCGACUGAGGAGAAAGUGCCGCCGCCGCCGCCGCGAGACCUUCCAGAUUCCCAGCCAUGUUCUGCCGCCUCACCCGGCCUGCCUCCGCCGCCCUCCGGAGAGGGUUCGCCACCUCCUCCCAGAACAAUGCCAGAGUGGCUGUGCUGGGUGCUUCCGGUGGGAUCGGCCAGCCUCUCUCUCUCUUGCUGAAGAACAGCCCCUUAAUCAGUCAUCUCAGCCUCUAUGAUAUCGCUCACACUCCAGGGGUUGCUGCUGAUCUCAGCCACAUUGAAACAAGAGCUGAAGUGAAAGGCUUCCUAGGACCCGAGCAGUUGCCUGACUCUCUAAAGGGCUGUGAAGUUGUCGUGAUUCCAGCUGGCGUCCCUAGAAAACCUGGCAUGACCCGUGAUGACCUUUUCAAUACGAACGCCACCAUUGUUGCAAACUUGGCGGCGGCUUGUGCCAAGAACUGCCCAGAGGCCAUGAUCUGCAUUAUUGCAAAUCCAGUCAAUUCUACGAUCCCCAUUACGUCUGAGAUUUUUAAGAAGCACGGGGUGUACAACCCCAACAGAAUUUUUGGUGUCACGACGUUGGACAUUGUCCGAGCAAAUACUUUUGUGGCUGAACUGAAGGGCUUGGACCCGGCUCGUGUCAACGUCCCAGUGAUUGGCGGUCAUGCAGGAAAGACCAUCAUUCCGCUGAUCUCUCAGUGCACACCCAAAGUGGAAUUCCCUCAGGAUCAGCUGACGACCCUCAUUGGAAGGAUCCAGGAAGCUGGGACAGAAGUUGUCAAGGCAAAAGCAGGCGCAGGGUCAGCCACACUGUCCAUGGCAUAUGCGGGUGCCCGGUUUGUCUUCUCUGUCCUGGAUGCGAUGAAUGGGAAAGAAGGAGUAAUUGAGUGCUCAUUUGUCCGAUCGGAGGAAACAGAGUGCCCGUAUUUCUCCACACCGCUUCUACUUGGGAAAAACGGCAUCGAGAAAAACCUUGGAAUUGGCAAGAUCUCCUCUUUUGAAGAGAAGAUGGUCAGCGAGGCUAUUCCGGAACUGAAAGCUUCCAUCAAGAAAGGCGAAGAGUUUGCGAAGUCCAUGAAGUGAAGAAGCAACAAUGGCAAAAGAGAACUGCAGGCCCCUUAAUUUAUUUAAGGUUCAUCAUGUCACUUUAAAGGCUCCUGGAGGCAAAGCCUGUUUUUUUGCCCAAAAGGGCCUUGGUAUUACUUGCCCUAUAAUCUAUCAUUUGAAAUUCUAUUCAUCAAUUAAAAGCCUCUUAUUUUUUUCAGGGUA
Pogona vitticeps (central bearded dragon) is the source of this 1276-nucleotide messenger RNA. NCBI's taxonomy places the organism in Eukaryota, Metazoa, Chordata, Lepidosauria, Squamata, Agamidae. The record is from RefSeq and is a predicted model, not a curated record.